CAACACAAAAGGCGUGUGCUUUAGCACCAAAAGGCUAUAAAGUAUCGGAUGCGUGACUGUAUAGCAACACCUUUAUAAUGAGUCCCACUCCAACUCUCGAUAAGGAUAAAGUUGAUGCCAAAGGUUGCUGUCCAUGUCCCAAAACGGAGAUUGGGGCUAAAACUGGUGAUACAAUAAUUCUUCCAUGUUCAAUUAACCUGAGCCCUUGGAAUCCUAACAAAGUCUUGCUGUCUUGGGAGAAGAGGCUUGGCCCUGGCAAUAAUGUUACGGUUCACUCCCGGAAAGGUGUUUGCAUGGAAGUUGACCAAGGUAGAACAUCCCUGCCAUUCUGGAAAGAGGGGAAAGGUGACCUAGAACUUAGAGACGUUGUGCCAUCAGACAGUGGAGCCUACGUCUUCUGGAUCACUCAGAUCUCUGAUGAAGAAAAGAAACCACCCGUGUCCUGUGAUGUGACCCUCAAUGUGGACCCAGCAAAAGAAACUGAGGAUCCAGGAGAAAGAUGUUCUCAAGUUGAUCCCGAGGGUUGCUGUCCACACCCCAAAACUGAGGUCAGGGCUGAAACUGGUGAUACAGUCAUUCUUCCGUGUGCAAUUAACCUGAGCCCUUGGAAUCCUAACAAAGUCUUGCUGUCUUGGGAGAAGAGGCUUGGCCCUGGUAAUGAUGUAACAGUUCACUCUCAGAAAGGUAUUUACAUGGAAGUUGACCAAGAUAGAACAUCCUUGCCAUUCUGGAAAGAGGGGAAAGGUGACCUAGAACUUAGAGACGUUGUGCCAUCAGACAGUGGAAUCUACACCUUCUCGCUCACUCAAAUCUCUGAUGAAGAAGAGAAACAAUCCAUGUGUUGUGAAGUGAACCUCAGUGUGGAUCCAGAAGAAGAAACUGUGGACCCAGGACAAAAAAAAUGUUGUCAAGGUUGUCAUGGAGGACAAAAGUAGGAACUAACACACUAAACAUAAAUCAUGGAUACAGAGCUCAUGCUGAGAACCUGAACAAGAUCUGGAUACCUAAGAAAUCUUCCUGGGCAGCUCUAAAGGAACAUCUAAAUGUAUUUUCCAUAGGCACAAUGUUUUGUUUUUUCCAUUUAUUUUUGUUACUGAUGUUCACAGAAUACUUAAACAGAUAAUUGAAAGCAUAUUUCUACCCAAAAUAUAUUAUUUUUAAAUAGGAGGAAAGGGUUAUAACCUCAGUCAGAUAUUUAU
Molecule: messenger RNA, 1199 nt
Organism: Rana temporaria (common frog)
Lineage: Eukaryota; Metazoa; Chordata; Amphibia; Anura; Ranidae
Exons: 4
Coding region: 78-935 (285 amino acids)
Biological process (GO): cellular response to lipopolysaccharide; T cell costimulation; immune response
Cellular component (GO): external side of plasma membrane
Source: RefSeq, a predicted model, not a curated record